GAGAACAGAAAAGAGAUGGAGGACUGGAUCAGCUCACUGAAGUCUGUACAGUCUAGAGAACAUUAUGAGACCGCACAGUUUAAUGUGGAACAUUUCUCAGGGAUGCAUAACUGGUACGCCUGCUCCCAUGCCCGACCUACCUUCUGUAAUGUGUGCAGAGAGAGCCUCUCUGGAGUUACUUCUCAUGGCCUGUCUUGUGAAGUGUGUAAAUUUAAAGCACAUAAAAGGUGUGCAGUCAGGGCAACAAAUAAUUGCAAGUGGACUACAUUAGCCUCCAUUGGGAAAGAUAUCAUUGAGGAUGAAGAUGGUAUAGCUAUGCCUCACCAAUGGUUGGAGGGUAAUUUGCCUGUCAGUGCCAAAUGUGCUGUCUGCGACAAGACCUGUGGCAGUGUUUUACGCCUCCAAGAUUGGAAGUGCCUUUGGUGUAAAGCUAUGGUUCACACUGCCUGUAAAGAUCUGUAUCCUCGAAAAUGUCCGCUUGGACAAUGUAAGGUAUCCAUCAUACCUCCAACAGCACUCAACAGCAUAGAUUCUGAUGGAUUUUGGAAAGCCACAUGCCCGCCAUCCUGUGCCAGUCCUCUUUUAGUUUUUGUUAACUCAAAGAGUGGAGACAAUCAGGGAGUAAAGUUUCUUCGUCGAUUCAAACAGUCGCUAAAUCCAGCUCAGGUGUUUGAUUUAAUGAAUGGAGGACCUCAUUUAGGUUUGCGGUUAUUUCAGAAGUUUGACAAUUUCCGGAUUCUUGUAUGUGGUGGAGAUGGAAGCGUUGGUUGGGUUUUGUCAGAAAUUGAUAAACUCAGCUUGCACAAACAGUGUCAGCUGGGAGUGCUUCCCCUUGGUACUGGAAAUGAUCUUGCCCGUGUCCUUGGUUGGGGAGGGUCAUGUGAUGAUGACACACAACUUCCUCAGAUUUUGGAAAAGUUAGAACGAGCCAGCACUAAAAUGCUGGACAGAUGGAGUAUAAUGUCAUAUGAACUGAAAUUACCAUCAAAGCCGUCUAUUCUUCCAGUUACUCCAGAAGAGGAAUCUGAGGAAUGUCAGAUAUCUGCUUAUGAGGAUUCAGUUGCUGCUCAUCUCACAAAAAUCCUCAAUUCUGAUCAACACUCAGUUGUCAUAUCAUCUGCCAAGAUAUUAUGUGAAACCGUAAAGGACUUCGUAUCCAAAAUAGGGAAGACCUAUGAAAAAACAAUGGAAAAUGCAGAGGAAGCUGAUACCAUGGCCAUUAAAUGUUCAGAAUUAAAUGAGAAGCUAGACCUAUUGCUCCAGGCUCUUCACACCGAAGCCCAGGCUACUCCUAUCCUACCACGGAUCACUCCCCCCAUUGUAGAGGAAGAAGUUGAGGAGUUUUCAAGUGAAGAAUCCUUGUCUGAAAGCAAGGAACAGUUAACAGAGAGCAUUGCAAAGUCUUCCACUCAGAAAAUCUUCAAACCAAGAGAACAGUUAAUGCUGCGGGCAAACAGUUUAAAGAAAGCAGUGAGGCAAAUCAUUGAACAAGCAGAAAAAGUUGUGGAUGAACAGAAUGCUCAUACUGAAGAACAAGUGAACCAAUCCCCUAUAGAAUAUAGUAAGGAAUUGGAUGAAUCCAAAGAAGAAGAAAAAGAGGAAGAUACAAAGGAAUACGAAUCUCAGACAAUUAAAGCUGCACCAAAAUCUCCAGAUCGACAUACAAGUCGGGGCAUCCCCUCUCAUACUGGCUCUUUCUCUGCCCCAGCUGUGGCAGCCAGUAAAGAAAACCUCCCUGUACUUAACACCAGGAUAAUCUGCCCAGGUUUAAGAGCUGGAUUAGCUGCCUCUAUUGCGGGGAGUUCAAUUAUCAGCAAAAUGUUACUUUCAAACAUUGAUCCAUUUGGUGCUACUCCAUUUAUUGACCCUGAUCCAGAUUCACUGGAAGGAUAUUCAGAAAAAUGUGUCAUGAACAACUACUUUGGAAUUGGAUUAGAUGCAAAAAUUUCAUUAGAAUUUAAUAAUAAACGAGAGGAACACCCUGAAAAGUGCCGAAGCCGGACGAAGAACAUGAUGUGGUAUGGGGUGCUUGGUACCAAAGAGUUACUACAAAGAACCUAUAAGAACUUAGAACAAAAAGUUCAGCUUGAGUGUGAUGGACAAUACAUCCCCCUCCCCAGUCUUCAAGGCAUAGCUGUGCUAAACAUUCCAAGCUAUGCUGGUGGGACUAAUUUCUGGGGUGGAACCAAAGAGGAUGAUAUAUUUGGGGCACCAUCAUUUGAUGACAAAAUCUUAGAAGUUGUUGCGGUAUUUGGCAGCAUGCAGAUGGCAGUUUCAAGAGUCAUCAAAUUGCAGCACCACAGAAUAGCUCAGUGUCGGUCAGUAAAGAUCACCAUACUUGGAGAUGAAGGGGUACCAGUGCAAGUAGAUGGAGAGGCAUGGAUCCAGCCCCCAGGAGUUAUUAAAAUUGUACAUAAAAACAGAGCUCAGAUGCUAACACGAGACAGAGCUUUUGAAAAUACCCUAAAGUCUUGGGAAGACAAACAGAAGUAUGAUUCCUGCAAACCUGUCCUUCGAUCUCACUUGUACCCUCAACAGGCUGUUGAGUUGGCUAUGGAAGAAGAAGUUGCACAGAUCCAGCUGUGUUCACAAGCUGCAGAAGAACUUAUUACCAGAAUCUGUGAAGCAGCAAAAAUACACAGCCUGUUGGAACAGGAGCUGGCUCAUGCUGUCAAUGCGUGUUCACAUGCAUUAAAUAAAGCCAAUCCAAGGUUUCCUGAGAGUCUUACCAGAAAUACUGCCAUUGAAAUUGCUGUCAAUGUGAAGGCACUACAUAAUGAAACUGAAUCUCUACUAGUAGGAAGGGUUCCUUUGCAACUGGAUCCCCCCCAUGAAGAGCUGCUGUCUGAUGCAUUACACAGUGUGGAGACUGAACUGAGAAAACUUGCUGAGAUUCCAUGGCUUUAUUAUGUUUUCCAACCAAAUGAUGAUGAGGAUCCCCCUCUGGAUUAUUCUAAGAGAAACAACAGAAGUACAGUAUUUCGCAUAGUGCCAAAGUUUAAAAAGGAAAAAGUCCAAAAGCAUAAGAGCAGCCCUCAGCCUGUUCAAAAAUGGGGCACAGAUGAAGUUGCUGCUUGGCUGGAUCUGCUCAGUUUGGGAGAGUACAAAGAAAUCUUCAUCAGCCAUGACAUCCGAGGCUCUGAGCUUUUACACCUGGAAAGGCGAGAUCUUAAGGACCUGGGGAUAACGAAAGUGGGUCAUAUGAAGCGAAUUCUCCAGGGAAUUAAAGAGCUUGGCAAGAACGCUCCCUUGUCUGAAGUGUAACAAUACUGGUGCUAUCCUUGUAAGGAGGGAGAAUUGCUAGU
This is a messenger RNA of Emys orbicularis (European pond turtle), 3305 nucleotides long. It is a transcript of the gene DGKH, whose product is annotated as diacylglycerol kinase eta. The transcript has 27 exons. The coding region runs from base 16 to 3264 and encodes 1082 amino acids. The record is from RefSeq and is a predicted model, not a curated record. Lineage: Eukaryota; Metazoa; Chordata; Testudines; Emydidae. Gene Ontology annotation, biological process: lipid phosphorylation; intracellular signal transduction; diacylglycerol metabolic process. Gene Ontology annotation, molecular function: protein binding; ATP-dependent diacylglycerol kinase activity.